AAUUAAACAGAAAAACAAUUUAAUGAUAUGUAAGCAUAGAUUAUUCUUUCUUGCAUCACAAACCUUUUCUUACAUCCUUUAAAGAACAUUCACACCCUCAGGAAACAUGUCUGUUCUGAAUUGGGGAACUGAAGCUCUAAAGUAAGCUCAAAACUAUUUCAUAACUUCUCAGCUGUGUAUUCUAGAGCAUGCAACUCAGCUUGUUCUUCUGAUGUUACGUUUGGUCAGAAACAAAAAGGACCCUUAUCUUUUGGUGCACAGACCUCCUGUGAGCCCAAGCUUCCUGUUUAGCUGAGAUACCAUCAGAAUGGGUGGCAGCAUGUAGAUGACUAUUACUGUUCCUGACUACUCUGAAAAUCGUCCCUCAUUGUAUUUCAUGUCCAGAAAGGCCCAGAUGAAUCAUUUACAGUGUGUUUAUAUUGGUAUGGGAGUAUAAAAACUGGUUAUUAAGGACUAAGCGAUGGAGCAGGGUUCAGAGGAGAACAUGGAGAGCUCAUGGACUCUGCUCUCCUGGCUGGCUUCUGGUGUGAUGGUGUUUGGAGGUGCGGUGCCCUACGUCCCCCAGUACCAGGACAUCCAGAGGACCAAUAACGCUGAAGGAUUCUCAACAAGAGUCUGUCUGGUGCUGCUCGUUGCUAAUAUACUUCGCAUUUUCUUCUGGAUAGGCAAGCAGUUUGAGCUGCCUUUGCUCCUGCAGAGUGUGGUGAUGAUUCUCACCAUGUUGGCUAUGUUACAUCUGUGCUGUUCCAUCCAGAGCCGUAACCGCGUCAGUACUAAACAGCACCACAUCACAGAUUUGGACCUUCUGUAUUUCUGGAGCUGGAGUUCUUUUGGGGACUAUUUGAUAUUCUGCUUUGCUUUCACGCUGCUGUGUGCUUUCAUAACGUUCCUCUUUCUGGACUGGGUCCUAUUUGUGGAGGCCUUGGGCUCUUUGGCUGUGAUGUUUGAAGCCAUGCUGGGACUGCCUCAGCUGCUGCAGAACUACAACAAACGCUCCACCCGAGGCAUGAGUGUCAAGAUGGUGCUUUUAUGGACGGCUGGUGACAUCUUUAAGACCACGUAUUUUGUGAUCAAUGAAAGCCCCACCCAGUUCGUUGUCUGUGGUGCGGUACAGAUCUUAAUUGACAUUGCUAUUCUGCUCCAGGUGGGCUACUACGGCCAGGACACCAGGAUCAAACUGGGCUGAGAUCACUACAGUAAUGAUGGUGAUCAACACUCCUAAAUAAGGAUAUUCUGCAUUCUUCUUACCUGCAAAACUACAUGAUUUUACUUUCACUAUUUUUUUUUUUAAUACACAGUGGGGUUCAAAAGUCUGAGACUGCUAGUGAAAGAAGUUCAAUUUUGCUUUUCUCUUAUCGAAUAUGUCUUAGAUUUAAUGAUUAUAUUUAAUCAUAUAUUUAUUUAUUAUUUUAUCAAUAGUUUUUCUUUUUAAGAAUUGCAUGAUUAGCAUGACAAUUUGUGUGAAACUCUCCAUUGGAAAUGUUAACUUAUUUGGCUAAUAAUAAUUAAAUAGUAAUAAUAAUCUGACCUUUUUGUAUAAAUUUUAUUUUGGAUCCCAGACUUUUUUGCCUUAUUCAAGUUAUUUCAAGUUAUAUAUAAGGUUUCAUUCAAAGAAGAGUGAACAGGCCUUAUAUGCACUGGCUGGACAUCCUUAUACUUUUUUUUUUUUAUAUAUAUAUAUAGAUACUAAUCAAGCCUACAGAUUGACUACAACCUGAGAAAUGAAUUCCUUCGAACUUUUUUUUCAAUUUUUUACAUUAUCUGUAUUUUUGCUAGCUUUUGUGAGAGCAAAUAUGCUCUUAGUGCAAUUGAAGUGCUGGGGAAUGCAUGUGCUAUGUAUCUUCCACACACUGGAUUCAAACUGCUAGCUCAUUUCUCAACAAUCUGUGGUCCUUUUUCAUCUUAGAGCACUUAAAUCAUUGUUACUUGCUUAGUUGCACACAAAAAUCCAAAUUUUAAGCAGCAGAUUAAUGUUAGGCUUUUAAACAUGAGUCUUUGCUCAAUUGCUGAUGAAUGAUUUUAUUACCUAACUUUAAUUACCAAACCGUAUCAGUGGAAAUACAUCACGUUAUGCCUUAAAUAUGUUAUGCUCAACUGAUUUAUCAUGAAUGAUUGCAUUUCAAAUGACAAAAACAUUUUUUUUAUUUGUUUUUAUCUCAUAUAUCAAUAGUCCUUUUUUAGCACAGUAAUUUCAUUUUACUGUUAGUGCCAGUGUUUUGAAAAAUAUUUAUUUUUAUCCAAAGUUUUUGAUUGGGAAAUGUGUAAUGAAAAUGUGUAAUAGUCCAAUGAAAAAGCAAUUGUAGUUAGUUAACCACACAAAGCCAGAGAUGGACAGCUUUGGGCCAUAUUGGGUUCAUAGUCUGCCCUGUCCUUUAAAGAUGACAGCGAGUACCUCAACCAGUCAUAUAUCACAUGUUUAUCCAUGCAUGUCACACCAAGAUGAAGGGCAGUCUACCCACAAAUAUUGACAUUUGGAAUGUUUCUGGACUGCUGAGAGAAAAAAAUGCAGUCACCUCAACUCAGAUGCAUCUGUGGUUGAUCAGCUAUGAGGAGACCUCAUCAUAAAAUAGUUACACUCUAUUAAGUUAUCAUUCACACCGGAACGGAGUUAUGUUCUAUUUAUCGUUGCGAAAAAAAGGUCAAUACAAGUUUAAAUCCCACUGUAGCGCCAGGCUGCUCAGGGAGGACUACAUUUGUGGCCUUAAAAAUGCACUUUCAGAUUCCUUCUCACUUUUGGCUCUCUUUCUUCCUCGCUGCCCAUAUUACACAGUAGGGAUUUUGACAUGCCAAUGGAGUGUUUAAGCCCGUUGGCUCCUUUAGCAUUCAUUUAUCGUCAGCGUUUAGCCGUUGGUUAUGACAGAUGGUCACAAGGCCUCAGCCUCUCAGCUGUUUACUCCCUGCAUGGGCAGCAUUUUUGGCUUUAAUUCUCAUUGUGGUAAGACUUUGUGUGCGGUAAAUAUUUGUUCUGUUGUGCUGUUAACCACCUCAUUAACAUAUCUGACCCCAGCAAAGGUCAAAACCACGUGUGAGCCCACUCUUCUCUAAAAAAAGAAUACAUUGCAUUAAUGUAGCACUAUGAAAUACAUAUGUUUGAAUGUCAUAUGGAGAUAUGUACCUUUGUUCAUUUUAAGUUAAUAUUGCCUGAUUGAUAACAUACACUACCGUUCAAAAGUUUUGGGUCCUUUUUUUAAUAAUAAGAACUUUUAAUAAGAAGAAUUUUUUUUUUUUUUUGAGCAGCAAAUCAGCAUAUUUGAAGGAUUUCUGAAGGAUAAUGUGACACUGAAAACUGCUGAACAUUCAGCUUUGUAUCACAAGAAUAAAUUACAUUUAAAAACAUUUAUAUUAGAUCGUAAUCAUAUUUUACAAUAUUACUUAAUCAUCCUCAAACUUUGAAUGGUUGUGUUCAUGAUUUGUGCCAUUUUUUUUAACAUCCAAAGACUUCCUUUUUUAAAUAAUCAUGGAUAUUGUUUUAUUGUGUCCAUUUAUGUUUCCAAUUUUCACAGUUUUGUUAGUUGCACAUGACUGGUACAGUAAAUAGCUUUGUAAUUCUCUCAUCAUCAGUGAGGAAAUCGCACUGAUGAGCAAGAUAACGGUCUAUUAUGUGUUUAAUGGUGUGGUAUAAUGAUCGUUUAAUGCUGCCUCAAUGGUCUAGUCAAAAAAAAAAAAAAAAAACAUUUUUGUCAUUCAGG
Carassius auratus (goldfish) is the source of this 3689-nucleotide messenger RNA. Its product is annotated as PQ-loop repeat-containing protein 1-like. Gene Ontology annotation, cellular component: endosome; trans-Golgi network. The record is from RefSeq and is a predicted model, not a curated record. The coding region runs from base 461 to 1186 and encodes 241 amino acids. Gene Ontology annotation, biological process: phospholipid translocation; retrograde transport, endosome to Golgi. NCBI's taxonomy places the organism in Eukaryota, Metazoa, Chordata, Actinopteri, Cypriniformes, Cyprinidae. The transcript has 5 exons.